Messenger RNA from Clavispora lusitaniae ATCC 42720, 1161 nucleotides. RefSeq lists its product as uncharacterized. NCBI's taxonomy places the organism in Eukaryota, Fungi, Ascomycota, Pichiomycetes, Serinales, Metschnikowiaceae. The record is from RefSeq and is a predicted model, not a curated record.
AUGACAAGCCAACCUCUUCUCCGCGACUAUACGAUUAUAUUAUCUGACAAAGACAUAGACACAGAAGACGUCAAUAGUAUGAGCAACAAUCUGCUGCCUUCGAAAGGGAAGAAGAAGAAAAUCUCUUUUCUACAAGACGAUGACUUUUUUGUCAUAAAGAAGAGUAAAAAGCAAAAGACUCCAUCGUCGGCAUUGGUCGAACAUCAAGAAUCAAAUCCACCUUCUGAAAGACAGACAUCCGAACCCCAAUCCAUUAUCACACCUCAAGCCACAGACAAUUUAGAGUCCGAUGAUUUGUAUCAGUCGUUUCAUUCUGCCCGAGAUUCAUUUUCUGUUACUGAUGCAGAUGAUGAUCUGGAAACAUUGCAAGUGACAGGGCAUGCAAGAACAGCUUCCAAAGAAGUCCAUGAAAGACUAGACGAUUCUAUAGAAGAGAUUGACGAUGACGACCUCAAUACUUUUUUUAAAGAAAUCAAGAGUUCCCGACAUCUCGAUAAGACAAACACCACUAGCGAACGCACUCGCAUCUAUAUCAUCAGAAUCAUUAACAAAUAUGGCCUUCCCCUUGAGACUGAGGUAGCUGUUUCAGGCGACAAAACUUUUGGAAGCAUCUUGGACGACUUAGACAUGGGAGACAAGGAAUACCCAGUACUAGGUGUGAACGGUGCUUUGGUUUGGGUCGAAGGAAAAUCAGAGCUCAAACGGUUUUUUAAACCCAGCACACUACGAAUCCCUAUUCCUACCGAUGGAGAUUCGACCAGAUUGACAGUUUUAUAUAUACCGCCUGAGAAUGUGGAUCGAUUCGAAAGCAUUUAUCCUGAGUUUCAGGAUACACAUAAUAAUAAUCUGCAAAACGUCAUUGAUCUUCUGGAUACCAGUGAUGAAGGAGGGCAGCAGACCUCAGCAGUUUCAGAAACGCUUUCGAAGCAGAGCUAUUUCAUUAUUGGACUAAAGGGGAAAGACAAUAAGCGAAUAGAGUGUGAAGUGGGACCAGAUACAAAAAUACGGGAUUUAUUGUGCUAUUAUAUUAAAGUGAAGGGCAUAGAUGAAAACACCGUGCAGCAUCCAAAGUUGGUUUUUGACGAUGAGGAGUUAGAUCUCGAAGGUUUGGUAAAAGAUACAGAAUUGGAGGAGGAGUUUGAGGUGCAAGUAUAUAUAUAA